Messenger RNA from Aspergillus ibericus CBS 121593, 879 nucleotides. RefSeq lists its product as uncharacterized. The record is from RefSeq and is a predicted model, not a curated record. NCBI's taxonomy places the organism in Eukaryota, Fungi, Ascomycota, Eurotiomycetes, Eurotiales, Aspergillaceae. The transcript is spliced from 3 exons. The coding region runs from base 90 to 779 and encodes 229 amino acids.
GAACGGAUGGGGAAGAACGAAAGGAAGUCAGUCAGUCAGACAGACAGUCAGGAUGGCAUGGAAGCAACAGCAGCAUCUGGACUGCAGAAAUGGGCCGGGGAUGGCUAAUCCGGCCAGCCCGUCGCCUAUUUUUAAUUGUCUUUUCCCACUUCUUCGGACGGGAAAUGAGCCAACCACUGGCCCUGGUGGAGCUGGCCCCGUCCACGUCAGCCUCGUGCAAUCACUGGCCGCGAGCCCCCAUUAUUCGAGGCACCAAGGUCGAUGGUGCGACAGGGUCAUCCUCCAUCCCAGGAGCUAUUCCCGCAGCUGUUGGUCCCUGGCUCAUCCUUUCAGGGUGUACGCAAGCCAAAAGCGCGGUGGUGCGCCUGAUGGCGGCAGUACGAAUACGGCGACAAACAAGAUCUCCGUGGGGAUUUUGCCCCUGGAACAAAGGUUUAUUGGGAAGCGGGUCGCAAGUUGCACGUCGAUAUGUACGCCAUUCUAUCUUAAGCUUUUCUGCCCAGCAUUGCCAACCAUCCCAAGCAUUCAUGGCAUCUUGUCUGUCACACCAGGCCUGGAUCUUGGCUAAAACCGAUCAGCGGAUCGAUUCGGGGCGCCCCUUGCGGGUGUCAUUCCCAAGGCCCAUGCGACGGACCAAGGACUUUCCGAGGUCACCAUCAGUCUGGGCCAAAGCAAAAUCCGUCUCCCCCGCAAGGGUUAUAAAGUCCUGCUGCUGCCUGCUCGAACUGGAGCAUUGCGUACCAUGGCCCCUGGAGCCGCAGGGUCCACCUGGGAUGUGAUUCUUUGACCAGAACUGUUUGGAGUACUCCGUACACCCUUGUCGGCCUGCUAUAAAAGGAAGGUCUAUGAAAGAAAACCGGCAUAUCAAAUCGAAAGUGG